UAAAGGAAGAAUAACGGCGGCUGGACUCUGAAGACAUGUGAACUGCCAUUAGCGCGAGUUCAUCACUAGCACAAGAAGAAAGAUUCUCGUUUUUAAUCGACAUAUUUCACGGACGCCUGAUGUUGAUGAAGAGUUCUGCCUCACCGAGGACAUAGAGGAAGUCCAUGGGUUCACCGUGCAGCAUACCGAGAGAUACAUGCUUGGAAUAUAAUUCACAUUAAAAGGGAAAUUCGCUAUCAAACCGUCAAUAUUUGGAAAAGAUAGGGUCACCUGGACGCGUGCACGGACUGGUCAAACACCCUGUCCUGCCUCAGAAUUAAAGGCCUCACGGUUAAAGUAGUUCACAGGCCCAUCUGACAUGGCGGACAGCGAAGACGCCUUUCGCCUCCAAAACUCUCCAAGUGACACGGAUGCAAAAGAUUUACAAAGCGACGGGAAAUCCGAAAAACAGAAUGGAGCCUCCAGCAAAUCUCCGUCAUCACAGACUACCUACAUUCAACAGGGAAUGGAAGGGAUCAAAGUUUACUUGCACGAGCGAGAGUUAUGGACAAAGUUUCAUGAAGUGGGGACUGAAAUGAUCAUCACCAAAGCAGGGAGGCGGAUGUUCCCAAGCUUCAAAGUGAAGGUCACCGGGUUGAACCCAAAAACCAAAUACAUUCUGUUGAUGGAUGUAGUGCCAGCGGACGACCACCGCUAUAAAUUCGCCGAUAAUAAAUGGUCUGUGACAGGAAAAGCAGAACCUGCAAUGCCUGGAAGGCUGUAUGUCCACCCAGACUCACCGGCCACCGGUGCACACUGGAUGCGGCAACUUGUGUCCUUCCAGAAGCUUAAACUGACAAACAACCACCUAGAUCCUUUCGGACAUAUUAUCCUGAAUUCCAUGCAUAAAUAUCAACCGAGAAUCCACAUCGUGAAGGCGGAUGAAAAUAAUGGAUUUGGUUCCAAAAAUACCGCUUUCUGCACUCACGUGUUUCCAGAAACGGCGUUUAUUGCAGUCACGUCUUACCAAAAUCAUAAGAUUACCCAGUUGAAGAUUGAGAACAAUCCCUUUGCAAAGGGUUUUCGUGGAAGUGAUGAUAUGGAGCUACAUCGCAUGUCAAGAAUGCAAAGCACCAAGGAGUAUCCAGUAGUUCCACGCAGUACCGUGCGCCAGCGGGUCGGCACCAGCCAGAGUCCGUUUAGUGGCGAUGUACAAGGACUAUCUACUCCCAGUGGCAUGAGCUCUCAGUAUUCCUGUGAAAACAGGGUUACAAGAACGUCCCAAGACCUACUGCCUCAGUCAAGCUCCUAUCCUCUGCCCAAUGAACACAGUGAAGAAUAUCACUGCAUCAAGAGGAAAGGGGAGGAUGACUGUCACGCCGGAGAUCAUUCAUACAAGAAAUCUUAUGUGGAAAGCUCAUCCAGUGAGGACGAUCACUACUAUCGGCCUGUGAGCUACUCUCAGUCUCUGGGCCUCACCAGUGCCCCUUACAGGACUGAGUCUGGUCAGCGGCAGGCGUGCAUGUAUGCCAGUGCUUCGCAAUCCACUGAGCCAGUGCCUAGCCUGGAAGACAUCAGCUGCAACACCUGGCCGGGUAUCUCAGCUUACGGCAGCUGUUCCGUGACCACCAUGCAGCAGAUGGAUCGGCUGCCCUAUCAGCACUUCUCUGCUCAUUUCACCUCAGGACCCUUAGUGUCCAGAUUAAGUGGUGUCGCAGGCCAUGCCUCACCACAGCUGGGUGACACCCAUGCUAUGUACCAGGGCUCCAUGCCUCAUCAGCCACUGGGUCGUCAGUGUAGCCCGAGUGCAGGGAUUCAGUCGCCAACCGCUGGCCUGCAGGGGAAUGAGUACUUGUACACUCAUGGGAUACCCCGCACGCUGUCCCCGCACCAGUACCACGCCGUGCACAGUGUAAGCAUCAUGCCUGACUGGAAUGAAGGCAGCUAAUUGGAUUCUUAUGAACAGGGAAAGAAGCUCCCAACAUGGUAUAGAGAAAAGACUCUUUUCCGACAUAUUUAUAUCUUUAAUAUCUAUGCUGCCUUGUGAAAUCUUGUGGUAUAGUUAAAUGGGACAUUCUUGUCAGACAUUAGAGUUAUAAGCCAGUUAAAGUGGCUAAGGCAGCAAUGAAUGUCUGAGAAAUACUGGGAUUUUUUUUUUUUUUUUUUCACAGAGUGGACAGUAACAAGAGACUUACUGUAUGUUUGUAUGAUCAGGGACAAAGAACAUUUCCCUUUCAAUGUAAGGGCAAAUACAUAGAGAUGCCAACAGUUUUGUUGAAAAAAACUUUAAUUUAAAAAAGAAAAAGAAAAAAAAAAGAAAAACAAUCCAGUUUUAUAGUAUUUUUUCAUCUCAUUGUAUGGGUUGUUCUUGACUUUUCUUUGAGCGUAUAUGAGCUGAUAUGUUAGAACGAGUCUUUGGGAUCUUAUGUUCGAUGGUAAACAAAGAGUCCUGGUUUCUGUAAGUGUUUUUUUAAUGGGGAAAAAAAAAUGAAAACAUCUUCUGGUCAGUGAACAUCAUUUGUCUCACAAAUAACAGCAGUUCUAUUGAAGUUCUAACUUUCAGUUGGUGCAGAUUAAUGCACUUAGUAGAUUUUGUUCAGGGAUAUACUUCAAGUUAGUUUCACUUAAUGCAACAUCUUAAGUAUCAUUGUUUUGGAAUUACCAGUAUGUCCAUGAUACAAAUAAGUCAAUGUAAGAAAAUGGAUGAAUGGGCACUUUUUAUUUAAAAAAAUGUUAGCUGGAAAUAUGGCACAGCACAAUACCAACCAAUCCAUCCAUUAGAUUGGUACGGUAGUUUAACUGUACUUACCGUAUAAGCUAAUACUAGGAUCAUGGACAUACUAAUGUAAUGUAAUGUUACACAAUCUCUGUUAGCACACAGAGGAGUAACGUUCCAACAGUAAAGUGAUUCUCAUAAGCAGAGCACCAAUCACAGGUUUAAUAACUCAAAGUUAUUCUAAAGACUUUACAAGGCCUAAGAUACAAUACAAUUUUAGAUUAACCUGCAAACUUUAGCACCUGAACAUAACUUUUGUAAGGACAUUUUUAUUUUUGGACACUUGUAAUCACCAGAAUUCUCCUGUUAAUAGUAUUUAUUUUUCUUGUAUUAUAAAACCUUCUGUUGUUUAACCUUCAAUGUCAUUUGCUAGUUUGACUUUUACUCUACAUUUUUUUUAAUUACUUUGAGUUUAGGUAGACAAACUUUCUUUUUUGUUAAAAAAAGUAAUCAAUCUGGAAUGAGUAUGAAUACCUGUCAACAUACAAACAUGAUUUACUUUCUGUACAUAAAACAAAAAUGUACAUAGAAAUCAGAAUAAAUGUAAAAGAUCCUU
Messenger RNA from Myxocyprinus asiaticus (Chinese sucker), 3311 nucleotides. RefSeq names its product T-box transcription factor TBX5-A-like. Lineage: Eukaryota; Metazoa; Chordata; Actinopteri; Cypriniformes; Catostomidae. The coding region runs from base 359 to 1927 and encodes 522 amino acids. Gene Ontology annotation, molecular function: RNA polymerase II cis-regulatory region sequence-specific DNA binding; DNA-binding transcription factor activity, RNA polymerase II-specific. Gene Ontology annotation, cellular component: nucleus. The record is from RefSeq and is a predicted model, not a curated record. The transcript is spliced from 9 exons. Gene Ontology annotation, biological process: cell fate specification; regulation of transcription by RNA polymerase II; pattern specification process.